ACGACAGGCGGCUUCAACUUGUCACGCAGCUGCCUGGGGGUCACGUGCAACAAAGGCGGCCAUAAAUGCAGCAGCUCGGCGGCCGCACAAACGGCGAGCGAGCGAGCGCGCGCGCGCGGAUCACCUCCACCGUCGUUCCUUCACUUUGCUGCUGCACCCGAACACAACUAAGGUGGAAAAAUGGUCUCGGUGACAACCAGAGAGGCGCCGCCCUCGGCGACGGUCAAGUUCUUUGGCGCUGGCGCGGCGGCCUGCGUAGCCGACCUGGUGACCUUCCCGCUGGACACGGCCAAAGUCCGACUGCAGGUUCAAGGCGAGGUUCCGACAGCUGAGGGUGCCAACGCGAGGCGAUACCGCGGGGUGUUUGGCACCAUCGCCACGAUGGUGCGCACCGAGGGCCCCGCGAGUCUUUACAACGGACUGGUGGCAGGACUGCAGAGGCAGAUGAGCUUCGCCUCCGUACGAAUCGGUCUCUACGACUCCAUGAAGCAAUUCUACACUCGAGGCGCUGAGAGUUCGGGCAUCGUCACCGGGCUCAUGGCGGGCUGCACCACCGGCGCCAUGGCCGUGGCUUUCGCACAACCCACCGACGUGGUGAAGGUGCGCUUUCAAGCCCAGGCGCGCCUGUCCGACGGCAGGAGGAGAUACAACGGCACCCUGGACGCUUACAAGACCAUCGCCCGGGACGAGGGGAUACGAGGCCUUUGGAAAGGGUGCGUGCCCAACAUCGCCCGUAACGCCAUCGUCAACUGUGCGGAGCUGGUGACCUAUGACGUCAUCAAGGAGGUCAUCCUGAAGUAUAACUUCAUGACAGACAACCUGCCGUGCCAUUUCACAGCUGCCUUCGGCGCGGGCUUCUGCACCACGAUGGUGGCGUCGCCCGUGGACGUGGUCAAAACGCGCUUCAUGAAUUCGGGCGCCAACCGGUACGGCGGCGCCGUCGGCUGCGCUCUCACCAUGAUGAAGAACGAAGGGCCCGCGGCCUUUUACAAAGGGUUUACGCCUUCUUUCCUGCGACUGGGCUCCUGGAACAUCGUCAUGUUCGUCACGUACGAGCAAAUCAAGCGAGGCGUAACGCAAUACUGGGAGUCGCCAUUUUGAAGCAGGAAGCCGCACGGGCUCAAGUUUCAUCACGGGCGCAGCGUGGUGACGAGCGCUUCGUUGACUCCGCUCACGAGAGACCCCAAAGAGAACUUGAAAAAGGGUUUGGGGCACCUGCGCUCACAACUCAAGACGGAUCAAACGUGGACUUGCCACAGCCGCAAGUCGGACUUCCCGCGCUAAUUUCUGCUUCGGGAAUGGCGGCGACGGCCUUUCGGAAUCCAGUUGUGGGCGUCGUACACUCAGAUGCGUGCGAAGGGUACCAGAAUACACGGAUCCAAAUUGGGGGUCCGCUUUAAAGCGGGAUGUUUAUGUUUACAGCAAUAAAGUGGGAAAUUGUGCCGAUGCUGUACUGCAUUUAACAUUGAGACCGUUUACAAUAAGUAGACUGAACCAGACGUCAAGAACGUCAUUGAAUUUAUGUGAGGAGGUUUUGUUUUUGGAGCGUUUACAGUGUUUGCUUGCCAGUCAUGUGGUCCCGGUUAAUUAUAGGAUAUGCACUUAAAUACAAUCAUUUGUUGCUGGUCGAUCAAUUAGAAACGUGAUAAAACUGAAACGAAACAAAUAA
Messenger RNA from Phycodurus eques (leafy seadragon), 1669 nucleotides. Its product is annotated as dicarboxylate carrier SLC25A8-like. The record is from RefSeq and is a predicted model, not a curated record. Gene Ontology annotation, cellular component: mitochondrial membrane. NCBI's taxonomy places the organism in Eukaryota, Metazoa, Chordata, Actinopteri, Syngnathiformes, Syngnathidae. The coding region runs from base 181 to 1101 and encodes 306 amino acids. The transcript has 7 exons. Gene Ontology annotation, molecular function: oxidative phosphorylation uncoupler activity. Gene Ontology annotation, biological process: mitochondrial transport; mitochondrial transmembrane transport; adaptive thermogenesis.